AUGCCAUGGACACGGCCCGUCGGAGAGCAGUGGGCAGCAGAACUCGUGAAGACCGGCUGCGAGCACCCCGAGUGGCAGAACAGCAUUGAGCUUGGGCUUCUGUGGCUGAUUGCCUUACUGGUAGCAUUAAAGCUUAUAGCUUAUAUUGCGAAGAACGAAUAUAAGCGAACCCUGGCGAGUGAGGAAGGCGGUCCCGCGCCAGCUCCGCCAACUCCCCCGCCGGAUCCGCUAGGUCCUGCGCCAGCUCCCAAGACGCCGGCGGAAGCGGUGGCACUGGCGGAAGCGAUGUAUACUCCGUAUGGAGAGAAGAUCGGUCAACAGGCUCUUAGGGGCUAUGUAGCGGCAGUAGGGCUCCGCGUGAACUCCCCACCAUGGAUGGAGUCGAAGGUAGAGCUUGAAAACAUCUUGACCAUGCAGGGAGUCGGGGGGGGCGUUAAAGAUGUGGCCGCGGACGAUGAAGGGGUUGCUACAGCUGGAGAUGAAGCGCCGGCCGGCCCAGCCCAGCCGAUGGUUAUGCCCGAAGCGUCCACUGCGGGUGCGCCUACCUAUAAGGUGUUGGGUCUCUACUCUCUCCGGGAAUCACGUCAACAACUCGGUGAAUUCGGCACAUCGCGUCGUCGAUGCCCGGACGUCAACACCACGGCUGGGCACAUUGCGUCGUCGACUUCAGACGGUGAGUCUCAUACUCCACCUGUACAUAUUCAAAGCUUACGUUCUUCUCGUGUCACCACCUCGGCAGGUCAGGCACAUCGCGUCGCCGGGUCCAGAAGGGCACAUCGCGUCGUCAACGCCCAAAUGCUUGAUCAGGCACAUCGCGUCGUCAACGUCCAGACGCUUGAUCAGGCAGAUCGCGUCGUCGACGUCCAGACGGUCAGGCACAUCUCGUCGUCGACGUCCAGAGGGUGA
Molecule: messenger RNA, 906 nt
Organism: Penicillium bovifimosum
Lineage: Eukaryota; Fungi; Ascomycota; Eurotiomycetes; Eurotiales; Aspergillaceae
Exons: 11
Coding region: 1-906 (301 amino acids)
Source: RefSeq, a predicted model, not a curated record